Molecule: messenger RNA, 3145 nt
Organism: Caretta caretta (loggerhead turtle)
Lineage: Eukaryota; Metazoa; Chordata; Testudines; Cheloniidae
Product: arylacetamide deacetylase-like 4
Biological process (GO): flagellated sperm motility
Cellular component (GO): membrane; axonemal microtubule
Molecular function (GO): carboxylic ester hydrolase activity
Source: RefSeq, a predicted model, not a curated record
CCUCAUUGGCAGAGCUGCUGGCAUAUGCACAGCUGUCAGGCUCACUGACUUAUUACAGUUCCAGACCUUGAUGACUCUGCAGCAUUUGCUCACUAACCGAGAGUCCUUUGCACAACCUGUAGCUGAGAAGGGGAAAAAUUCGUCCUAGUGCAGCCUGAUUACAUGCAGAGGCGCUCCAGAAACAGGAAAUAACAAAUCAAAGAGAACAGAGGAGUCAAGUGAAAGUCAGAUUCCUAGCGUCGUCGGCCUCACUACAUGAAAUGGAGUUUGCUUAUGCGCUGCUGGUGUUAAUAUUGGCAGUUUUCAUUGCUGCUUUCAUAUUGUUAGUCGUGGGGACAAUUUAUUUUGAUUUCUCCAACUCAGAAAUCCCUCUUGGAGUGGACCAGCCUGUAAAGCUCCGAAUCGUUCACAGUAUUUUGAUUGGCACAGCGGUUCUGGGGAAGAUUUUGGAGAAGCUGGGUCUGUGCAGUCAACUUGGCUUCACCCGCUAUAUGCGACGGGGAAAGAAAUUAGGGGAGGACCCAAAGCUCUUCAUGAAGGACCUGCAGUUUGGGAAGGUGCCAGUGAGGAUUUACCAGCCUAGAGUGCCUUCUGCUGGCCGAAGGAGAGGAGUCCUCUACUUCCAUGGAGGAGGCUGGAUGUUUGGAAGCAUUAAUGCCUAUGAAACUGUGUGCCGCUAUAUCGCCAGAGAAAGUGAAUCGGUGGUCAUGUCUGUUGAGUAUCGUCUGGCACCAGAGCACACGUACCCAGCACAGUAUGAGGACUGUCUCACUGCUACCACCUGCUUUAUGAAGACUGCAGAAGACUAUGGAGUGGAUCCUGCCCGUAUUAUCAUUAGUGGGGACAGUGCUGGGGGCAAUCUUGCUGCUGCUGUUUGCCAAACACUAUUUAUAAAAGACAUUGGGAAACCCAGCAACAGCAUCUAUGGGACUGACUUUAUUUGCUUCCCUGACCACAGAACAGAUCGAACAGUGAGGAGAACAAUUAUGAAGAAACUUGAUGGCCUGCCAAAGCAGCAUCUGUUUAUGCAUCAUGAAGAACCGAACAACCGAAAUUUAGUAACUCAAUACGAUGAUCAUUACAACAGACAUGGCUAUAAUCCUGUGUUGCCUCCGCUCCGUAGAUGGAAUGGACAAAAGCUAGCCUGGCUCCCGGAGAAAUCAGAUUUCCCCAUUUUCGAACCACCCACCAACUAUGGCCUUUUUGAGCAACUAAUGAAAAAAUGGACCCACCAAGAGGCAGGAGUGAUGAACAGUGUCUACACUGUUUCUUAUGAGAUGCCACCUGUUUCUGCUUUUGCCGUUCGCCGACGUCCGGUCACAAAUGGCCACCGGUCCACUCCGCGAUGGGUAGCGUCUUCCCCACAACCUCCGUGCAAGUCUGGAAUGUGAUGGCUCACCAAAAUGCCUGCAAGCUCCUGAGCAGCCGGUCAGAGACACGGCAGCCAUUGACGCCACACUGUACCAUGCUUCUUGCCAUACUCUAACUGCUAUUUAAAUACAACAUGUUGCCCAAACACUAAGACGAUUCUGGUCCAUGCGCUAUUGGCAGAAAUAGGAAUUAGGCUGUAUAGAGGGAGUGGUGUCUACUGGUUGGAGCAGAGCACUGGAAUGUAGGGUGACUGGAUUACAUUCCCAGCUCUGCCUUUGACCUGUGGCAACUCCACAGGGUGGACUUUGUUUCCCUUACUCGAAUCAGACAUCUGCAUGAUCUUUCUGUGCUGCUGUGAAUGGCUCUGAGUUCACCUUUGUGCAUCAGCUUUGCCUAUGUACUGACAAAAGUCACCAUCAGUCACUGCCUCUACUAAGCGAGUGACCUUAUUCAAUUUAGGGGUGGGUGUGGCCCUUCUGUGCCUCUCCCUUGUGGAAAGAAGCAGUAAGGUAUAUAUUCCAUAUACAGGGAGAGUACCCUAUAUAUUUACACACGUUACACAUGAGGACUGUCAUCUAUGCCAGGGACCACUUUUAUAUUAGAGUGAAUACAGGCUCGUUCAUGAGCGCAAUAGGUAAACCAUAUGCUGCUUCCAUGGCAUCUGCCUGUUUUGCAUAUUUUUGUUUUACCUGAGCAUUUGUAAAAUGGCGUAGGAUCUUGGCCUACUUCAUGGCUGUGCGUGUGGGGGUGGGUGAAUAAUGUUUAUGAAGUGCUCUGAGAUCAUCAGCCUGGAAGGUACUAUUACGUAAGUGCAAAAAGAUCAAAACAAAGAAAUCAACACAGUUCUGUUCAGGCUAGGAAGAAGUUGGGGUAUUUGACUGGGAUUUAAUUAGUUUGCAAUUUGUAAUGAGUUUGACUCAUGCCUACCAAAAAUUCUAAGUGCUUAGUGGUUGCGUUAAAAGAUUUGGGUGAAUAAAAUUUAGUCUUUCAGGAUAAAUGGGAUUUGACUAACUCUUAGUCAGGCCUGUUUUGAUUACAUUUUGUACACUGUGAAUUCAACCUGAUCCCUCAAAGCCAGAUUGUCCCAUCCGAACUCACAGCUACGGAACUACUUGUGUAAGUGCUUGCCAGUGUGAGUAAGGCUGGAACAAUCUAACCCUACCAGGAAAUCAUGCCAAUCAACCCAUUGCCGAGUAAGGUGUUAUUUUGAAUAAAGGGUGCAGAAUCUGUGUCUCAGUCUUCACUUGCAUUUUGCACUCAAGUACAAUAAUAACUUCUAAAGGGAGAAACUUGUGGCAGUAAAACUGUAUCUGUUUAGAUGAGCCUUCAAACUGGGCAGAAUACACAAACUAAGUUUGUUUCCCUAAAUUGGUUUACAAAGUUCAUAUAAUUGUGUGCAUGUGGGGUUUUUUCAUUUGUUUGUUUAAAAACAAAUUCAGUCACUUUUUAAAAGCAGAAAUAAAUCAAUGCCUCCAGUUCAGUUUUCAUGGGCAACCCUACAAAAACAAACUUAACAAUAAGGAGAAAACCAGAGUGGGAGGGGGAGACCUCUUUAAAAGCUGUUGAUUUAAACAGGUUUUUGUCAUUAGAUAUAUGGCAAUUUCACUAUCAACAACUUCAUUGUCAUGACAGGUGUCGUUAUAAAGUGAGGCAUCUCUAUUUAGGACAGGUUUCACAAUGGUAAUGGUUUUAUAUAGUGUGUCCAUUUCUCACUACUGCUCAUUUCAGAUUAGGGGACAGGCUGUUACAGAUUGUGAUAUAACUAUUAAAUCAA